AUGGACUUUGCUAAAUAUCUUAGCUACCUUCUCAAACCUCAAAAUCAUAGACUUAGGGAACUCAAUGGACUGCUGCUUAACUAUUUGAUUUUGCUCCUUUUCACGUUCACUUUUUGCUCUUGUUCUACUGAUACCGUAUCUGUUCACAAACCUAUAAGAGAUGGUGAUCUUCUUGUUUCUAAAUCUAAAACUUUUGCACUUGGAUUCUUCACUCCUGGAAAAUCCUCAUCUCGCUAUGUUGGAAUUUGGUACUACAACUUGCCAAUCCAAACUGUUGUUUGGGUUGCAAACAGAGAUACUUCAAUCAAUGAUACUUCUGGAAUUCUAUCAAUCGACCCAAAUGGGAAUCUAGUACUCCACCACAACCUUAGCACCAUUCCUAUUUGGUCUACCAAUGUUUCAUUACUACAAUCACAAACAAAUAAUACCAGUGUUAUAGCUCAACUAUCAGAUACAGCAAACCUUAUUCUGAUCCUAAACAACACCAAAACUGUCGUCUGGGAAAGCUUUGAUCAUCCAACAGACACCAUGCUUUUCAAAUGGUUUACCUGGUUUUGA
Molecule: messenger RNA, 558 nt
Organism: Vicia villosa (hairy vetch)
Lineage: Eukaryota; Viridiplantae; Streptophyta; Magnoliopsida; Fabales; Fabaceae
Product: G-type lectin S-receptor-like serine/threonine-protein kinase RKS1
Exons: 1
Coding region: 1-558 (185 amino acids)
Source: RefSeq, a predicted model, not a curated record